Molecule: messenger RNA, 5886 nt
Organism: Rhineura floridana
Lineage: Eukaryota; Metazoa; Chordata; Lepidosauria; Squamata; Rhineuridae
Gene: SLC39A1
Product: solute carrier family 39 member 1
Exons: 4
Coding region: 340-1359 (339 amino acids)
Biological process (GO): zinc ion transmembrane transport
Cellular component (GO): plasma membrane
Molecular function (GO): zinc ion transmembrane transporter activity
Source: RefSeq, a predicted model, not a curated record
CUUUCGAACGUUCCUGAGAUACCGCCGGCUGGGCCGGCGUUCCCAUUGGCUGAGCGGGGAAGCUUCCCUUUUCUUUUUUGGCUUAGCUCCGCCCUUUGGAACAUCCAGACUCCCACGACGCUUGCGUUGAGUUGGAGGCUCCAGUGCCGGAGGAGGACGACACCUCCUGGACCCAAAUCCCUCGGCGUUGUGGAAAACCUGCUUGGGAAUGAAGGGGACAGCGGCCGCUUGAUCCAUUCUGUGGGACCCCUCCGUGGACGUGCGCCGCGGUGAAGAACAAAAAAGACGAGCCCUCCGGGAUUCGGCAAGGAGGUGGCUUUGAGGCCCCGCUCCGGAGCAAUGGCCACUCAGCUGGGGUCUGAGACCCAGCUGGAACAUAUGGUGUGGGAGCCUUACGCCCCCGUGAUGACACUCAGCUCCACGACGGGUUUAGAGGCGAAGCUGGGCUCCCUGGCGCUGUUGCUGCUGGUGACCCUCUUAUGUGGGCUCCUUCCCCUGUGGCUCUUCCGUCGGCCUGGAGCUGCAACCAGCUCGUCAGCUACUCGCAGGAAAGUUUUAAGCUUAGUGAGCUGCUUUGCGGGCGGCGUCUUCCUGGCUACUUGUCUCCUGGACUUGAUCCCUGACUACCUCGCCGGCAUUAAUGAGGCCUUCGACGACUUGAGAGUCACGCUCCGUUUCCCCUUGCAGGAGUUCAUCUUGGCCAUGGGCUUCUUCUUGGUCCUCGUUCUGGAGCAGAUCGUGUUGGCCUACAAGGACCAGUCCGCCUCCCUGGAAGAGAGCCAGGCCCUCCUUGGCUCCGCUGCGCACAACUCCGCCUCUGUCCAGGACCAGAGCUGGCCUGAUGUCCCGCUGCCCCAACAGCUUCCCCGGGAGCGCCCCCACGUCCACGUGGAUUUCAACGCCCACUCGGCCAUCCGCUCCGUCGUCCUCCUGCUGGCUCUCUCGCUCCACUCCGUCUUUGAGGGGCUCGCCGUGGGGCUGCAGGAGGACGGGGUCCAAGCCCUGGAAAUCUGCUUGGCCCUGCUGAUCCACAAGGGAGCCAUUGCCUUCAGCCUCAGCCUCAAGCUCCUCCAGGGCCACCUGCGCCCCCGAGUUGUGGCGGCAUGCUUGGUCCUCUUCGCCAUCAUGUCCCCGCUUGGUAUCGGGUUGGGCGUGGUGCUGACAGAGACCCCCACGGCCACCCUGCACCGCCUCUCCCGCAGCGUGCUGGAAGGCCUAGCCACUGGCACCUUUGUCUACAUCACCUUCUUGGAGAUCCUGCCCCACGAGCUCAACUCCUCUGAGCAGCGCAUCCUCAAAGUCAUCAUCCUCCUGGCUGGGUUUGCGCUAGUCACCAGCAUCCUGUUCAUUAAGAUCUGAGGAGGGUGUGUGUGUGUGUGUGUGCUUGUGGCGUGGAGUAUAUGUGUGGGUAAGAGGCGCCCUGCAGACGUGCCCUUGGUAUCAGCAGAAUUGUUUCACCAGUGUAGGAAAUGGGAGGGAGGGAAAGAGGUCAAGUUGUCACUCACGGGUGCAAACAACUCCCCUCUCCAGGAAAAGUAUGAAUCAGUUUUGUCUCUAGGGGUUCCUCCCGCUCCAUUGAUUUCCCCCUGUGGGGGUUCCCAUCCUUUAUAACCCAGGUCUAAAACUUGGGAUUAUUUUGGGAAUUAGUUUUGGAGGCUGUGCCCUUCCCCCUCCCCGAAAAAGCAACUUGAUCUGUUUUAGAUCUACCUUCUGAAUGGCGCUGACUCCCUCGUUCCAAUCUCGUCUGUGCUAGGCCUGCCUGUGUUGCACGACCCUGCGGCAGAGCGAGAUUCUGGUGGGAUGUUAAAAGCACCCAUCCCCCUCUUGUGCAUAUGUAGCAUUUGAGGCUAAAAAUAUAUAUAUUUGUAGUUGGGAUGGGGACGACGACGAUUUGACCAUCGCUUGUGGGAUUUAAGAAAUAAGUGGGGCUCACAUUUUGGAAAUGGGGGUCAAUGGGAAGUAUCCCGCGUUCUCUGUCUGUUAAGUACAAGGUCUCUUGCGCUAGCAGAUGGCUGAAUUUUUAAUGUUGCCUGACAGAGGAAACCAGUGUCACAGUUGCGCCAGUGGAAACUUGCGACGCCACUGAUCGUGCAAUGCGUUACCAGCAGCCUGAUUAGGAGUUCUCUCGUGCAACGAUGUACCCCUGGUGCAAAACAUUCCAUCAUAUAAAACAUACCGCCAAGUGACUUUAUCUUAGUGCUGCAUCAGAUGCAACUCAUUGCCGUUUUAUAAUUGUGGAGGCGUGUGUGUGUGUGUGUGUGGGUCUCUUGCUUGUGUUCUUAAUUAUUAUUUUAAACUUAGGUUUCUGGUGCCAAAAUAGUCCUCUGACCAGCUCCUUAGAGGGCAAUCUUCUUGCCUUAAUCUUUUUCGGUGCCUUGACUAUUUUUAAAGGGCUUGCAUCCACCUGUGUGUUUUGUAUAGCGUGGCUGGUUGGUACAUCUCCUGUAGAAGUAUUUUUGGAUUUAGGACACCUUCUUUCCUUGACCAGCCUAGCUCUUUUCAGGGACACCCAAGGCUUCCUCCAUUUUUGAGGCCUCUGGUGUUCCCUGUUUUAAGUGCCAAAUGUUCUCUCACCUGCCUGAUCGUUCGGUUUCUGUGACAUUUGCUCGUUGUGCCGUGAUUGAAACUUGUGUGAAGUGGCGGCUGUGGAUGAAGCGACGCGGAUGGAGCUUUCGUUGUGGAAACUAAUUCCUUUCAUUGAAGCACUCCACAUGUUUGGUUAAGAGAUGCUGGCCGAUACAAAAAAUGUGCUCUUGUGUAGGCUCUGUUCAUGAAUCUGUUGUAAGCUUGCUUGAUUGGAGUAUCAUCUGCGAGGUCUGCUUCAUUAAACUGACUUCCAUUGGAGAAAUGACCUGCUGAUUUUAAAUAUUUUGCAUUAUGCAAAAGUAUUUUGUCCGGCCAGAUCCGAAGGGUUAGUUCUUGGCUACAUAUAUUGUGAACUUUGUUCACGCAGGGAUGGGGAACCUGUGGCCCUCUAGAUGUUGUUGGACUACAGGUCAUGUCAGCUCUGGCUAGCUUGCCCAGUGGUGAUGGGAGAUGGAGUCCAACAACAUCUGGAGGGCCACAGGCUCCCCAUCCCUGUGUUAACAGAAGGCUAAAGUCACGGGACUAGUGUCAAGAUCACGUUUAGUUACAUUUCUCGCUAACCAUGGUUUGUUGUCUUAACCCUGGUUAAGAUUUCCCUACCCACAAAUGUGGAGUGAAAGUGUGGUUUAGCUUUCUUGGCUGAGCCUUCCUCCAGGGGGCAUGUUCAGCAAGGCACAGAUGAGCGGGCGCAUUGGAAAAAUGGUAGAUGACCCCAACCGUGGCUUGUUUGGUCCAGAUGCAACAUUUAACCAUUGCUAAUGCAAACCAUGCUUUGCAAACCUACUUCAAACCAUGGGGUUUGCUGCCAGUCCUUAGCCACGGAUUAGGUAUUUGUGGACACAAUCUUAGCCACGUUGAAAAACCAACCAACCAACCUAGCUCUGGACUGUUUACUCUGACCGUCAGCAACUAGGGUCUUGGGCUGAGACUGUCUUUAGCAUCUGCGUUAUGUGACCCUUUAACUUGGCUGACAACGUUUUUCAAGCCAAGAGCAGCAAUGACCCAUGUUCAACCUUCUGGGGGCCGGACAUCAAAGUAGGCGUGGCGAGAACAGUUUUCAAGGCUGCCUUCUAAAAGAAUUUUCCAUCAGCUACUCUACACUAUAUUAAAUCUGUUUUCUAUCAUUCGCUAUUCGUUACGAAAAUUAGAAAUAAAAGGACAGGUCGUGUGUGGGGGAGUGCACCAGAAAUCCUUUGAGGUGCCAGAUACGGCCUGUGAAUUAGUUACCCCUGCUUUAAUUGGAGAUGCCAUGGAUUUAAAGUGGGACCUUCUGUGUAUGAAGCAAACCCUUGACCACUGAGCUGAGUAUUACGGUUUUUAUUUAUUUGGGCAGUUUGGUACCAAACUGUAUAUUGAACAAAACUCUAAGCGGUUUACACCGUAGGUUAAACCACCGUAAACAAACAGCAAAUACCAAAAAAUGCACAGGAAUUUCUAUAGUCUAUAAAACACAGUUAACAACUAAAAAGAUUGCAGCUGCUUUAGCAGCAAAAUAAGCAUCGCACAUCACAGUCGGCUUCAAUUGUGCAAGGAAAAUUCAUAAUAAACAACUACACGAAAUAUCCUCUAAGCAUCAGGAAGUAAAACAUUACAAAUGAAAAUAAACUAAAAAGUGUAAAAUUCAAGAUUUAAAAAUAACAUGGUAGACGAUUAGGCAACAAAAAAAUGACUCUCUUCCCAACACAUCAGUCAUUCACACUAUUAAACAAUCCAAUUAAAUUCCCAGCACCUUGUAUAGCAAUAAACACCAUUCAUUUCCACUCAAGCACACAUUUACAUGAUGAACACGCACAUCAACAAGUGUUAUGCCUGCAGCCUUUUAUCCCAGGGGCCGGUAACGUGGUUCUCAGGGGCUAAACGCAACUCUCCCGGUUAUUCUGUCUGGACCUCAGAUCCACACCACACCUCUCUGUGGCCCUGCUCAGCACCCCAAGUGGUUGGUUUGUUUGCCUCACUGACUAUGUCCUUGAACUCUGAUAAUGUCCAGAUGCAGGAUAACGAGAUGUCUGUGUAUAUGUAAAAACUGGCUUCCUGUACAAGGUUUACAACUUUUAUUGGUUGCUCCUCCCACUUUUGCCUCUGGCCAUGCCCACUGCUGGCAUGUGGCCCUGGGAAAGUUGCCUAGGGGGUAAUGUGGCCCUUGGGCUGAAAAGCGUUCCCCACCCUUGCUUUUUAGCAUGUCAGGCGUGUCUGCUGCAAGAUGUCAGCCAGCAAUUGGGUGAAUUUCCAUAGGUGGCCUUCGGCUCUCAGGUAUUUACAGAUCUGGAGUUCCUGCCACAGGUGAUAUUCAGUUGUCCGGUGUGCCGCUCUAGUCAUGGGCCUUUGCGGAGUCCAAACGGGAUGACAACAAACCAAGAACGGCAGGUUGAACGCUGGGCAUUUUCCUAGGCAAUAAAACAGCUUUUCUUUGGGGAUGUGGCUAAAUGAUCAGACCACCGCCGUGAUCACAUUAAGCUCUUUUGAAUGCUCCAUAUUGACCGCUGUGUAUUGACUUCAAACAGGUUUUGCUCUUAACGAACCGCUUCCUGUCUCUUGGUGGCUGGUGGGGCAUUAAGACGCCCACAGCACAAGUCACUGUUGUUGGCUGGAAAAUACUUGGUAAUCGGGGGCGGGUGGUGGAAACAAAAGCAGUUUCUAUAUCCAGUUUUUUAAAAGCAUAUAAUUUCUUAACUUGGAUGUGUAGCAGUUUUUUUUUCUUUUGUUUUCAACUCUUCUCACUCUUCAAGGCCUCCUUUCCAUGUGUGCAUUGCCAGAGGACUUGGGAGGGUGGAUGUUGUAGAUGGGGCUGGAUGUGUACCUUGAAAAUGGCCUUCCCUCCGGGGCCAUGUUUUUUGGGGGAGAUGUGGGCUGACUUUGAUCUCCCGGAGAAGAUGGAAGUGUCACUGUUGGGUCUUCCCACCGUGGGUCUGCCAGAACGUUGAUUUGAAAAAAACCCACGGAUGUUUACAAUGUAUCUAUCAAGGUUGCUCUUUGGUUGGCUUUGGCCUAGAAAAUGGGAGCGCUUGGCUUUGGUGAUUGCGUAGUGGUUAUUCUGUAUUCUGCAGUUCCCCGUUUUGCAGUUGGUUGAGUGGCCCUUUGCAGGGUGAUGUUUUCUCUCUGCGGCAGUUUUUUUUAUUUUUAUGUGAAGGGUCAUGAUGUAAGGAUGGGGGUGGGCCCGCAGAAUUUUUCCUUUGCACAGAGAGCGGGCAUUCUGAAUCGUGUGCCCUUGCAUUCCUUUCUCGCCAGAUGAAAACAUGGAUGUCCAUUGCUGUGCCAAAUUGCUAAAGAUGUGAGCAACCAAAUAAAAGGCUUUUUACUCCA